UCUCCGACGAUUCUUCAAUCAAUUACUGGUCCUGGAGAAAAAAUGAUGAAAAAUAACAGUCCUAGCGAUGAAAAAUGGAUGUUAGAGAGUGUAGAGAUCGAUUCAAUGGGUGAUACUUCGUCCAAAAAGCCAGACAUUAACGUCAAGAAGAACGAAGGUGGUCUGAAGAAGACUGCGUCAAGGGGUGUGGGAUCGAUAAUCCGCACGCUGAGCGUUUCGAACUGGAGAAAGAGCGGUAAUCUUGGCUCGCCAAGCACGAGGAAAAGCGGUAACCUGGGCCCUCCAGGUGCCCCGGUCCUUCCAAAGAAGGGUCCACAAAGAGUAGAGAGGACAACAUCUAGCGCUGCUAGGGGACUCCAGAGCUUACGGUUCCUUGAUCGGACGGUCACGGGAAAGGAAAGAGAUUCAUGGAGAUCUAUUGAGAACCGGUUUAAUCAGUUUUCUGUUGAUGGCAAAUUACCUAAAGAGAAGUUCGGUGUAUGCAUUGGAAUGGGAGAUACAAUGGAGUUUGCGGGAGAAGUUUAUGAGGCAUUGGGUCGGAGAAGGCAAAUAGAGACAGAAAGUGGUAUUGACAAAGAACAACUUAAGCUGUUUUGGGAAGACAUGAUCAAGAAAGAUCUCGAUUGUCGUCUCCAGAUAUUCUUCGACAUGUGUGACAAGGACGGAGAUGGGAAGCUCACGGAAGAUGAAGUGAAAGAGGUCAUUGUCUUGAGCGCAGCCGCGAACCGCCUUGGGAACCUUAAAAAGAAUGCUGCCGCUUACGCUUCUUUGAUCAUGGAAGAACUCGACCCUGAUCACAAGGGAUACAUCGAGAUGUGGCAGUUAGAAGUGCUCUUAACAGGGAUGGUGUCAAACGCUGAUACGGAGAAGAUGAAGAAAUCUCAAACGCUGACUCGAGCCAUGAUCCCAGAGCGGUACAGGACGCCAAUGAGCAAGUACGUUUCGGUGACCACAGAGUUAAUGCACGAGAACUGGAAGAAAAUAUGGGUCCUCACUUUGUGGCUCCUCAUCAACGUCUAUCUAUUCAUGUGGAAGUACAAUGAAUUCAUGAGAAGCCCUCUCUACAACAUCACCGGACGCUGCGUUUGCGCCGCUAAAGGCUCGGCGGAAACUCUCAAAUUCAACAUGGCUCUAAUCUUGGUCCCAGUCUGUAGGAAAACCCUGACAAUGCUUAGGUCAUCGUUCUUGAGUCGCAUGAUCCCAUUCGAUGACAACAUUAACUUCCACAAGGUGAUUGCGUAUGCUAUCGCCUUCCAUGCAUUGCUACACACGCUGCUCCACCUUUUCUGUAACUACCCUAGGUUAAGUACGUGCUCUUACGACGUGUUCUUGAAAUAUGCUGGAUCUGCCUUGGGACACACGCAACCGAGCUAUCUAGGUUUGAUGAUGACGUCAGUGUCAAUCACUGGAGUUUUUAUGAUUUUUUUCAUGGGAUUCUCGUUUACGCUCGCGAUGCAUUAUUUUAGAAGGAACAUAGUGAAGUUGCCAAAACCGUUUAGCGUUCUUGCUGGGUUUAAUGCGUUUUGGUAUGCUCAUCAUUUGCUGAUUCUUGCUUAUGUUCUUCUCAUCCUUCAUGGUUACUAUCUUAUCAUCGAGAAGCCUUGGUACGAGAAAACGACAUGGAUGUACGUGGCCGUACCGAUGCUGUUCUACGCAAGUGAGAGGCUUUUCUCACGUGUUCUUCAAGACCACAGCCAUCGUGUCCACGUGAUUAAGGCUAUUGUAUAUUCGGGCAACGUUCUUGCACUUUACGUGACCAAACCUCCCGCGUUCAAAUACAAAAGUGGCAUGUACAUGUUUGUCAAGUGUCCUGACCUCUCACAAUUCGAAUGGCAUCCAUUCUCUAUCACUUCUGCACCUGGAGAUGACUAUUUAAGUGUUCACAUAAGAGCCUUAGGUGAUUGGACAACUGAACUUAGGAACACAUUCGCAAAGACAUGCGAGCCCCCUCCUCAAGCAGCCGCAAAGCCUAAACCAAAUAGUCUUAUGAGGAUGGAAACAAGAGCAACAGGUGCAAAUCCCCACAUUGAAGAAUCACAAGUCUUGUUCCCAAAGAUAUUCAUCAAAGGACCGUAUGGAGCUCCAGCACAAAAUUAUCAGAAGUUCGAUAUUCUUUUGCUGGUUGGACUAGGGAUUGGAGCAACUCCAUUCAUAAGCAUAUUGAAAGACAUGUUAAACCAUCUAAAACCCGGGAUUCCCAAAGUUGGGGAAAAGUACGAAGGAAGUGUAGGAGGAGAGAGCGUAGGAGGUGAUAGUAUUAGUGGUGGAGGAGGCAAGAAGUUUCCACAGAGAGCAUAUUUUUUUUGGGUGACAAGAGAACAAGCUUCCUUUGAUUGGUUCAAGGGAGUUAUGGAUGACAUCGCCGAGUAUGAUAAAACCCAUGUGAUUGAAAUGCAUAACUACUUAACAAGCAUGUACGAAGCAGGAGAUGCAAGAUCUGCUCUAAUCGCUAUGGUUCAGAAACUUCAACAUGCCAAGAAUGGUGUUGACAUUGUCUCCGAAAGCCGGAUACGAACACAUUUCGCAAGACCCAACUGGAGGAAGGUUUUUUCUGAAUUGUCAAGCAAACACGAAGCAUGUCGAAUAGGCGUGUUCUACUGUGGAAGUCCAACACUGGUUCGACCACUUAGAGAUCUUUGUCAGGAGUUUAGUCUCGAGUCAUCCACUCGUUUUACUUUCCAUAAGGAAAACUUUUAACCAAAACUACAUUUUUGGUAAGCAUGUUAAGUUUUACGUACCAAAACUAAUCCUAUUACUAUUAUUGAACUAAAGAAGCCGAUUUUGAUGAUCACAUUGUAAUUAGUUGGUGACUUAAUGUAAA
Messenger RNA from Brassica oleracea var. oleracea, 2821 nucleotides. Its product is annotated as putative respiratory burst oxidase homolog protein H. The transcript is spliced from 13 exons. Gene Ontology annotation, molecular function: peroxidase activity; NAD(P)H oxidase H2O2-forming activity; calcium ion binding. The record is from RefSeq and is a predicted model, not a curated record. NCBI's taxonomy places the organism in Eukaryota, Viridiplantae, Streptophyta, Magnoliopsida, Brassicales, Brassicaceae. Bases 43 to 2697 code for a protein of 884 amino acids. Gene Ontology annotation, cellular component: plasma membrane.